Molecule: messenger RNA, 396 nt
Organism: Meloidogyne enterolobii
Lineage: Eukaryota; Metazoa; Nematoda; Chromadorea; Rhabditida; Meloidogynidae
Source: the annotation of a GenBank genome assembly
AUGAAUUAUAAAACUUUCUCUAUUAUUCCAUCAAUUCUCACUAAACAUUUAUUUCCUUCUCGAUAUUUAUCUGUCCUUAAUAAUAUGUGUUCACCUUUGUGUUCAUUAACAAUUUUGGUUGGACUUGCUGCUUGUUGUAUUUCACUUCCACAAAUUCAAUAUGUAAAUGAUAAACCUUAUCAUUUAAUGCAACAAACAGAAUGUAGAGGCGGUAAAAUAUAUGAAAUUAAUGAUGUUCAAGAUAUAGAUGAAUGUAAAGCUGCUUGUUUUCAUAAAAACUGUCAAGCAGUUAAUUUAUAUCAAGUCGGGGAAUUCCAAUUUAAAUGCGAAAUACUUGCAUAUGUUCGAGGAUAUUUCCCUGCACAAGGAGCUGCUUGCUAUAUUUCUUACAUUUAA